UCCCAUUCUCCCAAAUCAUUAACACCCACUUUUUGUCAUAGGCUGUUCCAUUUACACAUUAUUAUCAUCACAAAAUGCUUAGUUGGCAACUUCUGUCACCUAAAGAUUCGAUAUGUAAAAAGCAUAAGAUUUAUAAAUUAAAAAUUUCAGAAACAUUAGUUUUCAUGAUUAACUACCUAGUUUAUAUUCGGAAGGCUUGAUCAAAUAACAAACGAGGUCUAUUUAGUCUCAAAUUAUUUUGCUAAUAGUAUAAAGUAAUGUAGAAACUGCAACAAAUGCCCCCCAUGUGGGUAUAGCUUGCCGGUGUAACCCAAGGUUAAAAGUGUCUUUUCGAACGUGGUGUUAAUGCUUAAACCCAAACUUCAUCUAAACUAAAAAAAAAAUUGGGUCAAAAAAACACUUUACCCUUAAGAACAGAACACAACAGUUUCGUGUUUCAACCUCUCCUUCGAAUCAGGUAUAUAGAAGCUUGUUUCAUGGAUAAUGGUACUCCUAAGAAAUUAAAUAUCUUACCUGAUCACUUUACUGUUCCUAACCAAACCACGGAAGCUUCUCAAGAGGACUCUCCUUCUUCUCCAUCAUCUUCUCACCCCAAAGAAGAUAACAUUUCUUCAAGUAGGUCUCAUAGUCAAAGCCAGUCCAGUACUCGCAGGAAACUGAAAAGAGCAGCACAUAUGCUGAAUCUCUUCUCUCUUCGCCGUCUUCCUUGGGUUUCUGAUGGUCAAGACAAGGUAGAGCUAUCAGCAGCAGAGUUAGAGUCACUUAGAUCAGAACUAUCUGAGUUAGAAGAAAGAGAAUCUUACCUCAAAGCACAGCUUGAACAUGUGGAUGAAGUCUUGCGCUCUGCUCGUUUAUCUGGCUAUCUCUUCAUCCGAAGUCGUUGGGAAGCUCUCCCUGGUGAACCACCUCCGCUUGACGAUGCAGAAGUAGAUGACUGGCUCCCUAGAUUCGUCGUCCUUCAAGGACCUUGUCUCUUCUUCUACUUAUUAUCAACUGAUUUGAGCCCUCAAGACUCGACAUUGCUAGCGGAUAUCGUUGAAGUUGGUUCGUUGCCAAGCUACACGAGAGAGUUCGAUGAAACUCAUCACUGCUUUUAUAUCUUAACCCGUCAAGGUCUAAGGUUUGAGUGCUCAAGCACUUCUAAAACACAGGUCAGGUGGAUUCGUGGUUGUCGGUAUUGCGACAUGAUUGUAGGUUUGUGCCAGAAGAAAGGUUACCAGAUGGAUCAAGCGAAACUGCUGGAGUGGAUUGAAGAUAGUUUUCAUUUUUUCUAUGUAUAUAAUAUGCUUCUUUUAAGAUAGUUAGAAUUCACGUCAUUGAAAAAUUCUUUUACUGAACUGGUGAUUAUAAACAUCAUGUGGCUUUGUUGUGUAGUUACUGAACUUUGAGGUGGACUCUCGGUUUGCAAUAAUGAAAGAGUAAAGAAAGAGUACCAACAACUAUGGGCUAGAGCCAGAAGAUUUUACUUACUAAAAAAACCACAAAGCUUUUAUAGAUUUAUAUAUUCUUGUCAAAGCACUAAUGCAGUUCUUUGUGAAUAUUUGGCUUACUUUCGUAUCUUGAAAAUGUAUCUAAGAGAAAAAAUAUAUAUAGUUCCAUUCGUUUGUUUAACUGAAACUAAUGUCACAUCUUUACGUUGGUUAAUAUAAUUAUGUUAGGCACCAGUUCUCAAAGUUGGGGGUGUAGCUCAUAUGGUAGAGCGCUCGCUUCGCAUGCGAGAGGCACGGGGUUCGAUUCCCCGCACCUCCAUUUCAUUUGUUUUGGCACUUCCUCUAAUUUCUAUACGUUUUAUUGUUUUAGUGGGCCUCACUCAGUUAAUUGAGGCGAAAGAAACUGGGAGCUUCUUCUCUCUUUCCCUUUGCCUCUGCUAAUCUCCACUUUUCGUCCUUUCCUGAGAUGGAAAGUAAUUACGUAAGGAAGUAAUAAAAUACACUACUGGUUAACUAAAAUAGCAAACAAAAUAUUUACGUUUCGUUGUGUUCAUUACACAUAAAAAUAUCAUAAAUAUUCUGGUGGCUAAAGACUUUGUUACUUUGUAAGGCUGUAUCUACGUACGGCCAUCUUCUUCAUUGAAUAAAGGAGAGUAUUCAAAGUAAAUCACAGAACAUUUGAAAUAACAUUAGUUGCCCAUUAAAUCUUUAUAAAUAUUAUGGUCCCGGGCCCUAAGCUAAGUACCAUCGAGAAGCGGCUAAAGACUUCAACCUAACUCCAUUAGCUUUAAUUUACCGUCACGAUCAUUUACUUGUCCAAAGAACAAACUGCUCUUUUGUUUUUAGUUUGACUUGAUCGACUUUGUUUACGGAUUUGACUCAAUAUAUUGUUGGUCGAUCCCAUAAUAAUAUAACAUACACCUCCUUUCCAAUAUAAGGUUCUAUAUUGAUUUUUUGGGGACUGCUUCAAAACCAAAUAAUAUUUGAUAAUUCGGAACGUCACUCAAUUUGACAAGAGAUGCUGUGGAAAUGAGCCACACAAAUCAAACUUCUCCACUAGAGGCAGAGCUAUUGUUAGCUAACAAAUCAACAAGCACUUAUGACUUAUCCCUUAAAUGUCUCCUGGUCCAAUAAGAAAAAGACAUCCAUAUGUUCUUGCUAGUUUUUUUUUGGACUGCAAACGGCUGUUCUAGCUAGCCUAUCCCUAUGCUUCCACGUUAUAUUACCAAAUUCUGGCUCAUUUAGCAAAUACUAUAACUAUAAGUCUAUAAUGUAGUUUAUUUUCAUAUAAUAAAAGGUUUCAACCUAACUAACAUUUAAGUAAAUAUACAGUCAAAACUCAAAAUUGCUAAAUGAGCCAGAAUUUCAUUUAUAGUUAACUAACAGUUAACUAACAUUUCUCUCUCUAGACUAAGAGCAUGAUUAUCGGGAUUGCUUAGGUAGGGUGCUUAAAUUAUUUUUGAUUUAAAAAAAAAGAAAAUUACCGUUUAAAUGAAGAAUCGCUGCUUAAUUAGGAAGAGGAAGAACCAGCGCUUAUGAGACACGCGUCAGACACAGGAGUCUCCUCCUCUCUCUCAUCUCUAUCUCUCUCCCAUGAAAUUAGAUGGCUUUAAUUCCAAAACGUGUGAUUGAUCUCAAACGGAUGAUUCGAUCUGGUACACUCCAUGUUUAGAACAACAAGGAGUUUUGGAAUCACUCCCAACAUCUUCACUUGUAAUCUCCUCGUGAAAGCUUUGUGUAAGAAGAACGAUGUGGAGAGUGCCUACAAGGUGCUCGACGGAAUUCCCGAGAUGGGUCUGGUGCCGAAUCUGGUGACGUACACGACUAUUCUUCUUUAAGGUUGUAGCUUUGUUGGUUCUUGUUUUUUUUAAGGUUGUAGUUUGUACUUAUCUUCUUGGUUUUAAAAGGUUGUAGCUUUGUUGGUUCUUGUUUUCUCACUCUGCAGCCCUAAAUUUUGUUGUGUUAUCAGAGGCUCUGCGCAUUUAUCCAUCUGUUGUAGCAGUCGGGGUGGCUGUAGAUAAUGUCAUAUGUUCUUGUUA
Brassica rapa (field mustard) is the source of this 3469-nucleotide messenger RNA. RefSeq lists its product as uncharacterized. NCBI's taxonomy places the organism in Eukaryota, Viridiplantae, Streptophyta, Magnoliopsida, Brassicales, Brassicaceae. The record is from RefSeq and is a predicted model, not a curated record.